AUGAAUAGAGUUCACCAGAUUAUCAUUAUCUUUAAGAAUCACGAUAUGAGAGCGAGAUACAAGAUCAGGGUUCCAUCAAUCCCGGAAACUCGCUGGCUCUACAUAUAUGAUACUCUGUUUUUCAUCUUUGAUAAUCUGGAAACAAUUAAUACUGCUUUAAGAAGUGGAGAUCUUCCACUAUCCCUUUCCAGAGCUACACGUGAACAGUUACAAUGGACACGUGAUGGAAUUCCUCCACUCUUUAAAGAUGCUUUAAUGAUAUUCAAGCCAUUAAAGCAACUUCAAUUAUGGCUGGAAUCCAACAAGUCCAUGGGUGCUUAUGCAUUCCUGAUGAUACAACAGUGCCAAGGGAUGUUGGAUGAAAUGGCAGGAAGAUUAACGCCAGAUGGUGAAGAGAUUCUCCGAUCAAUCACUACAAUAUUCAAAAAUGAUAUGAAAGAAUAUGGUAGAAUUGAUUUGCUUCGGUUUGCUUUCGGCUUUACACCGUUAGCAAGGAAGAUCAUCAGAGACAAGAAGGGUUUUGGAGGAAAGACAAGCUAUCCACCUAUAAUGCAGUUGAAAGAUGUGCAAGUCCCAACGAUUCCUUCCCUGAGGAUCAUCAAUCGCGAGAUCACAUUUGAGAAACUCGGCGAAAUCCUUGAAGAAGAACGAACAGAACGUGUUGACGAGGUAGCCGAGCAUGAUGAAGAGAUCCAGCAAGCAGAAGAGGAACAAAUGCUUAACGACGAUCAUGCAGCCGAAACAAAUGCCGAUGGUUCGAGGAAUUCCUUGGUCUGGGAUGUU
This is a messenger RNA of Trichomonas vaginalis G3, 783 nucleotides long. RefSeq names its product ribonuclease H-like family. NCBI's taxonomy places the organism in Eukaryota, Parabasalia, Trichomonadida, Trichomonadidae. The transcript has a single exon. The record is from RefSeq and is a predicted model, not a curated record. The annotation marks the transcript as partial.